AUGAAGAGUUGGGAAGGCUUGGCCGAGAUGUUCGUGGCUAGGUUCGUUACAACUAGGUUCCAGCUAUUAAGGGUGGAUUCUCUACUAGCUUUGAAGAUAAAUGAUGGCAAAGGUCUUAGGGCUUAUGCCAAGAGGUACUACGAGGUUUACAAUCAGAUCCCGGUUUGUAACCAGGAACUUGUGGUCGUUUCUUUUAAAAACGGCAUGGAAAACGAUUGCUCGCUUUGGCAAUCCCUUGCAAAAACCCUCCUGAAGAACUUGGAGGAUCUCAUGGAAAAGGUUGAGAAGUACGCAAGGGCGGAAGAGGACAGGAAAGCAAGAAAGACCGGUGUAAUAAAGCAGGAGAAGAAGAAUGUUUCACCAAAGCAUAGCCGAGGAAAUAACAGUACCAAUAAGUCGGAACCUGGAUUGAAGGCUAUACAAGCAAUAAGCACAGAUUUCAAGAUUCUCGUACACAAGGUCUUAGAAAGGAUUUGA
Molecule: messenger RNA, 477 nt
Organism: Camellia sinensis
Lineage: Eukaryota; Viridiplantae; Streptophyta; Magnoliopsida; Ericales; Theaceae
Source: RefSeq, a predicted model, not a curated record